AUGAAGUUAGCAUCGUUACUGGCGCUGGGAGGCGUUGCCUCUACUGUCACCGCUAUAGCGAUUCAGCAGCCGAAUCAAGCGGUCUUUCAGGAUGAGAGACUUCCGGCUACUGAGAAGUUCCUGAUCGAGCUCGGUCCUGGUGAAACGAGAUGGAUCACCGAGGACGAGAAAUGGGCGCUGAGAAGGAAAGGCGUGAAUUUUAUGGACAUAACGGAAACGGUUGACUUGGGAAAAUCGAUUUCCUCCAAAGCUACCGUGACGUUUCCGAAAAGGCCAGUUCACAAUGAUAGCCUUGUGCCGCUUCUGAACAACCUGUCCAAAGAGCACAUGCACAAGAAUUUAGAGCACUUCACCUCGUUCCACACAAGGUACUAUAAGUCCUCGUAUGGCGCCGAAUCGGCAGCUUGGCUGUACAGCCAGGUCAAUCAGACCAUCUCUGCGGCGGGAGCGAAUAAGUACGGAGCGCAUGUCGAGCUUUUCAACCAUCCGUGGCGCCAGCCCAGCGUGAUAGCUCAGAUCCCAGGAAAGACUGACAAGACGGUCGUGAUUGGAGCGCAUCAAGACAGCAUCAACCUCUUUCUCCCUUCGAUCCUUUCAGCACCCGGUGCGGAUGACGAUGGAAGUGGAACGGUGACCAUUCUGGAGGCUCUGAGAGUUUUGUUGCAGUCCGAGGAUAUUGUCAAGGGCAAGGGCGAGAAUACGGUGGAGUUUCACUGGUACUCGGCCGAAGAGGGCGGGCUGUUAGGCAGCCAGGCUGUCUUUGCCGCUUAUGAAAAGCAGGGCCGUGACGUGAAGGCAAUGCUCCAACAAGACAUGACCGGAUAUAUUCAAAAGACGCUUGAUGCUGGUGAACCUGAAAGCGUCGGCGUCAUCACGGAUUAUGUUGAUCCGGGGUUGACAGAGUUCAUCAAGCAAGUCAUCACCGAAUAUUGCGACAUCCCAUAUGUCCUUACGAAGUGCGGUUAUGCAUGCUCUGACCAUGCUUCGGCCUCAAAAGCUGGAUAUCCCUCGGCCUUUGUGAUUGAGUCCGACUUCAAGUUUUCGGAUAAGAAGAUUCACACAUCCGAUGACCGACUAGAGUAUUUGAGCUUUGACCACAUGCUUCAGCAUGCUCGUCUCACUCUUGGACUGGCAUAUGAGCUUGCCUUUGCGGAUUUUGACUAG
Messenger RNA from Xylona heveae TC161, 1164 nucleotides. RefSeq names its product leucine aminopeptidase 1. The transcript is spliced from 3 exons. The record is from RefSeq and is a predicted model, not a curated record. Bases 1 to 1164 code for a protein of 387 amino acids. NCBI's taxonomy places the organism in Eukaryota, Fungi, Ascomycota, Xylonomycetes, Xylonales, Xylonaceae. Gene Ontology annotation, biological process: proteolysis. Gene Ontology annotation, molecular function: metalloexopeptidase activity.